Scedosporium apiospermum is the source of this 2517-nucleotide messenger RNA. RefSeq names its product Coatomer subunit beta'. Gene Ontology annotation, biological process: intracellular protein transport; intra-Golgi vesicle-mediated transport; retrograde vesicle-mediated transport, Golgi to endoplasmic reticulum. NCBI's taxonomy places the organism in Eukaryota, Fungi, Ascomycota, Sordariomycetes, Microascales, Microascaceae. The record is from RefSeq and is a predicted model, not a curated record. Gene Ontology annotation, molecular function: protein binding; structural molecule activity. The transcript has 7 exons. Gene Ontology annotation, cellular component: COPI vesicle coat. Bases 1 to 2517 code for a protein of 838 amino acids.
AUGCGCCUCGACGUCAAGCGGCAAUUGUUUGCCAGGAGCGAACGAGUGAAGGGCAUCGACUUCCAUCCUCACGAGCCAUGGAUCCUCACAACACUCUACAACGGCCAGGCAUAUAUUUGGUCGUACGAGACACAGCAAGUCGUCAAAACAUUCGAGUUGACCGAUGUCCCUGUUCGAGCCGGCCGAUUCAUUGCGAGGAAGAACUGGAUUGUGUGCGGUUCAGAUGACUUCCAGGUCCGGGUCUACAACUACAACACCUCGGAGAAGAUCACUACCUUCGAGGCUCACCCCGACUACAUCCGAGCCAUCGUCGUGCACCCGACCCAGCCAUUCGUCCUAACCGCCUCCGAUGACAUGACGAUAAAGUUGUGGGAUUGGGAGAAGGGAUGGAAGUGCGUGCAGGUUUUCGAGGGUCAUGGCCAUUAUGUUAUGGGACUGGCCAUCAACCCAAAGGAUACUAACACCUUCGCUUCUGCGUGUCUCGACCGAACAGUCAAGAUAUGGAGCCUCGGAUCGCCCACCGCCAACUUCACUCUCGAAGCCCACGAUACGAAGGGUGUCAACCACGUCGACUACUACCCUUUCCCCGACAAGCCCUACCUCCUUACCUCCUCCGACGAUAGGACCGUCAAGAUUUGGGACUACACCACCAAGUCUCUCAUCGCCACCCUCGAGGGUCAUACCAAUAACGUUUCGUUCGCCUGUUACCAUCCCGAGCUUCCCGUUAUCAUUUCCGGUUCGGAGGACGGAACAAUUCGCAUAUGGCACGCCAAUACCUAUCGCUUCGAACAGUCUCUGAACUACGGCCUCGAGCGGGCUUGGUGUGUGGCGUAUCAGAAGGGCCAGCAGGGCAUUGCUGUUGGCUUCGAUGACGGUGCCAUCGUGGUCAAGAUGGGUAGGGAGGAGCCUGCCGUUUCGAUGGACGGCUCUGGUAAACUCAUCUGGGCGCGCCAUAAUGAAGUUAUUUCGGCCAUCAUCAAAGGCGGUGAUGCAUCCAUUAAGGAUAACACUCCUAUCACCCUCCCAGUCAAGGAACUCGGCACUUGCGAAGUCUAUCCUCAAACCCUCCUUCACUCGCCCAACGGCCGGUUCACCGCAGUUUGUGGUGACGGCGAGUAUAUUAUUUAUACCAGUCUUGCGUGGAGGAACAAGGCCUUCGGUUCGGCCCUUGACUUCGUGUGGGCCUCCAAGGAGAACAGCAACGAUUUUGCUAUCCGCGAGUCGGCGACCAGCGUCAAGGUCUACAAGAACUUCACCGAGAAGCAGGGAGGCCUUGAUGUUGGGUUCCACGCCGAUGGCUUGACAGGUGGAACUCUUCUCGGUGUUACAGGCCAGGGUGGCAUCUCCUUCUUUGAUUGGAACACUGGUGGUCUCGUCCGUAGGAUCGAGGUAGAGCCUAAGCAGGUGUACUGGUCUGACAGCGGCGAGUUGGUCGCCAUCGCGUGCGAAGACACCUUCUACGUACUCCGUUUCUCGAGGGAAAACUAUGUCGAGGCUGUGCAAUCUGGUCAGGUUGACGAGGACGGUGUAGAGGCGGCCUUUGAGGUUAUCACAGACAUCAACGAGAGCGUACGGACCGGAGAGUGGAUCGGUGCUGUCUUCGUCUACACCAACACAACCAACCGACUCAACUACCUUGUAGGUGAUCAGACCUACACAAUAUCCCACUUCGACGCGCCCAUGUACAUCCUGGGCUUCAUCCAACGCGAUGAGAGGAUCUAUCUGGCAGACAAGGAUGUCAACGUAACGUCGUUCGGCCUGUCCUUGCCCGUCCUCGAGUACCAGACCCUUGUGCUUCAGGAUGAAAUGGAGACCGCGGCGGAAAUCCUCCCCAGCGUCCCCGCCGAUCAGCUUAAUAAGAUUGCGCGGUUCCUGGAAGGUCAAGGCCACAAGGAGCUCGCUCUCGAGGUAGCAACGGAUCCGGAACAUAAGUUCGAGCUCGCCCUCGCGCUCAAUCAGCUAGAAGUUGCCCUCGAGCUUGCCGAGGUGGCCGAUGUGGAGCACAAGUGGAAGACGGUGGGAGAUGCAGCCCUGGCGGCUUGGGAUGUUGCUCUUGCCGCUAAGUGCUUCACUCAUGCUAAGGAUAUUGGCUCCUUACUACUUCUUCACUCCUCUACAGGCGAUCGGGGAGGUCUUGCGGCGCUCGCGAAACAGGCUGGAGAAUCGGGCGCUCACAACGUUGCGUUUAGUUGCCAGUGGCUCCUGGGCGAUGUCGAUGCGUGCGUCGACAUCCUAACCAAGACGGGAAGGCAUGCGGAAGCCGUUCUUUUCUCGCAGACGUAUAAGCCCAGCCUUACCCGGCCGCUGGUCGAUGGCUGGAAGGAGAACCUGGAGAAGAACAAGAAGGGGCGGGUGGCCAAGCUUCUCGGCACGCCUGGCGAGGAUGACGAUCUCUUCCCGGAGUGGGAUGAGUGGCUGAAGCUGGAGAGUGAAGGAAAGUCGGCGCUCGGCGAUAACGCCGCGGGUAAUGGGGCUGAGAAUGGUGCUGAGGAGGAGGAUGCGGAGGCGGAAGACUGA